Aureobasidium melanogenum CBS 110374 is the source of this 1179-nucleotide messenger RNA. Its product is annotated as Pkinase-domain-containing protein. Gene Ontology annotation, biological process: peptidyl-serine phosphorylation. The coding region runs from base 1 to 1179 and encodes 392 amino acids. NCBI's taxonomy places the organism in Eukaryota, Fungi, Ascomycota, Dothideomycetes, Dothideales, Saccotheciaceae. Gene Ontology annotation, cellular component: cAMP-dependent protein kinase complex; nucleus. Gene Ontology annotation, molecular function: cAMP-dependent protein kinase activity; ATP binding. The transcript has 7 exons. The record is from RefSeq and is a predicted model, not a curated record.
AUGCCCAAGCUGCACAUUGGCAGCAGCAGAGACAAGGAUGGUCGCAAGGAGAGCAGAUCAGAAACUUCGGCCAACAACCGCGCCCGCGAAGAGGAAAAAAAUAGGCUUCUUGCCUGGGAAGCACAGAAGCAGCCCUUGGAGUACGAUCAAAUAUUAGUCGAGCCCAACUCGAAGCCUGUUGGUCACAGCUCAAAGGUCUUACGGCGCGAGGACUUUGAUCUCGUCAAGACGCUCGGCACUGGCACAUUUGCAAGAGUAUGGCUUGCGACCUUGGUCACUUCGAAGAAGGAGGAUGCAGAGAAAGUCUUUGCUCUGAAGAUACUGCGCAAGACUGAUGUCAUUCGCUUGAAGCAAGUAGAACACGUUCGCAACGAGCGCAAUGUCCUAGCUGCUGUGGCCGGCCACCCAUUCAUUACAACAAUGGUCGCCAGCUUCCAAGACCAAGACACCCUAUACAUGCUGUUGGAUUAUUGCCCUGGUGGUGAGGUUUUUAGCUAUUUGCGCCGCGCCCGCCGUUUCAACGAAUCCACGUCACAAUUCUACGCCGCCGAAAUCGUCCUCAUCCUCGAGUUCCUGCACGACCACCAAGGUGUCGCAUACCGCGACCUCAAACCGGAAAACAUCUUGAUUGACGCAGAAGGACACCUCAAGCUUGUGGAUUUCGGUUUUGCAAAGAAGGUCGGAAACAGAGAAACAUACACGCUGUGUGGAACGCCAGAGUAUCUUGCGCCGGAAGUCAUCCGAAACACUGGACAUGGCCUAGCUGUCGAUUGGUGGGCAUUGGGCAUCCUGAUCUACGAAUUCCUGGUCGGUCAACCGCCGUUCUGGGAUCAAAAUCCUAUGAAAAUCUAUGAACAAAUCGUCGAAGGCAAACUUCGCUUCCCCUCUGCCAUGUCACCGGAUGCUCGCGACCUGAUCUCACAACUGUGCACAGUGGAUGUGUCAAAACGUCUGGGCAACAUCAAAGGCGGUGCUUCGGCUAUCAAAUCACACCCCUGGUUCAAAGAUAUCGACUGGGAUGCCAUGUACCACCGCAAGAUGCAAGGUCCCAUCGUACCGCAUCUACGAGGGCCCGCUGACACACGAAACUUCGACGAAUACGAUCCAGAACCUCUUCACAAGGACCAAUACACAAAAGAGCUGAAGGAGAAGUACGAAAGUGCGUUCAAAGAUUUCUAG